Molecule: messenger RNA, 2588 nt
Organism: Chelonus insularis
Lineage: Eukaryota; Metazoa; Arthropoda; Insecta; Hymenoptera; Braconidae
Product: cytochrome P450 CYP12A2-like
Exons: 8
Coding region: 800-2395 (531 amino acids)
Molecular function (GO): oxidoreductase activity, acting on paired donors, with incorporation or reduction of molecular oxygen; heme binding; monooxygenase activity
Source: RefSeq, a predicted model, not a curated record
UAUUAUUAUUUUAAAGUAGAAAUGAAUUGAUGAAAUUAUUAUAUUAUAUUUUAUAUUAAUUCAAACAAUAACAGAGAUAAAGCAACGUCGUCAUUCAGUUACAGUAUUUAAUCAACAAUAUCCUGCCACGUAUGUUCAUAUUGUAUGUUACAUUACUUGUAUUGGAAUAAUUUUAUGACGUGUACCAGAAGAUUGCUGUGUAGCAGACAGUGUGCCUUCACGCAAUGUGCAAUACACUACUUUAAGCUUUGAUAAUUUAUCGUUUACGCAAAUCUUUGCUUUUCUCUUAUUUGGAUAGUAUCUCACAGGCAAUCGAGCCAGAUAAACGUGUAUUGUAGUAGUUCGUUUUGUAUUCAGAAUAAUAAAAUACAUUGUACAUUUCGAUAUCGAUUGAAAAUAAAUAAUCACCAACAAAUGAUAGAGAGUAAAAAACAAAGUAAAGUUCAAGUGAAUUUUUUUAUUUGUUAAAGUGACUUUUAAACAUCAAAUCAUUGUUAAUAAUAAGGAAAAUUAUUAUUAUUAUUUUAACAAAAUAAUAAAUUGAACAGUGAAUGUGUGAUUAUUGGCAUAAAUGGAUAAAAAAUGUCUUCUUAAUUAGAUUGGCAUGGAUUAUGUAGAUUUAAUAAAAGAUUUGAGUGGUUUCCAAUUUCAAUAUCAGAAGUUUUAAAGAGUGAUUCAUUAGUUAAUGGAAUAAAUGCAAUUGGUGAUAUUGCAUUGUAUAAUAAAGAUUAAAUGAAUACAUUUGAUUAUACGUAGUACAAUAUAACUACACAUUGAAGGAUUAUAAACUUAAUCAGAAAUGGCAUCUCAAAUAUUGAUUCAGCGAUUUAACAAUUUAUCAAAACAUUCUAGUACCAUUAAAAGGUUUGUAAAUACCGUGACUUAUCCAACUUCUGCCAAUGAUAAAACUCAAAAUGAGGAACUGCAAUGGGAUGAUGCUAAACCAUUUGAAGAAAUUCCAGGACCUAAAUCUUUUCCUAUAAUUGGCAAUAUUUUAAGAUUUUUUCCAGUUAUUGGUAAAUAUGGAAAUAUGCCUCUUAUGGAUCAAAUGAAAUCCCUCAAUGAUGAGUAUGGAGAUAUUGUUAAACUAGAUGGAAUUAUGGGCAGAAGACCAUCUAUUUUCAUUUAUGAUCCAGUCAAAUGUGAAAAAAUGUAUCGCUCAGAGGGACCUUGGCCACUGAGAAUUGCUAUUGAAACAAUGAAAAAAUAUCGAGAAAUAAAUUCUGAUACUAUUUAUAAAAAUCAACUAGGACUCAUAGCAAGCCAAGGUAAAGCGUGGCAUGACUUUAGAAAAAAUGUGAAUCAGCACAUGAUGCAACCAAGAUGUAUCAAACCCCACGUGACACAAGUUGAUGAAGUUACCAACGACUUUAUCACAAGAAUACGAAAACUUCGCGAUAAAGAAACUUUAAAAUUACCACCUACGUUCAACAAUGAAAUGAAUAAGUGGGCUCUUGAGUCAAUAUGUAUGAUUGCAAUGGACCAUCGGCUUGGAUGCCUCGACUCAGAUUUACCACCUGACUCAGAGCCACAGCAAAUGAUUGAUGCCGUACACGAAAUGUUUGAAUUAUUUUAUCAACUUGAAGUUUUGCCUUCAAUGUGGAAAAUUUAUAAUACAUCCAAGCUUAAAAAAUUGUUUCGCACUUUAGAUCGAAUAAACAGCAUUGCUGGUAAACAUAUAGAUAAUGCAAAGAUAAAAUUUGCUAAAAACCCAAAGGAUAAAACUGCAGACCGUAGCGUGCUAGAGAGUCUAUUAAGUAUUGAUGAACAAACCGCACAUGUAAUGGCUCUUGACAUGCUAACAGCUGGAAUCGAUACUACAGGAAAUGCUGCUGGUAUGUUAUUAUAUCACAUAGCUAGACACCCAAGAGUACAAGAAAAACUACGAGAAGAAAUUGUUAGCUUAUUACCUUCCAAAACAUCUCCAAUAACAUUCGAUGUUCUUAAUAAUAUACCAUACCUCAAGGCUUGUAUUAAAGAAUCAUUACGAAUAACACCAAUAGCUAUUGGUAAUCUUCGAACAAUGCAAACGGAUAUUGUUUUAUCAGGAUAUAAAAUUCCAAAAGGGACAGAUGUAGUAGCUUGUCACAGCGUUCUCUCGAUGGACCCUAAUCAUUUUCCAGAACCAAAAAAUUAUAUACCUGAAAGAUGGUUGAGAAAUAGUACUAUGAUAAAAUCUUAUAAAGAAGCACAUCCUUUCGCAUACAUGCCUUUUGGCUUUGGUCCUCGAACUUGCAUUGGCAGAAGAUUUGCAGAACUUGAGAUGGAAAUUCUUGUGCUCAAGAUGCUGCAAAAUUUCUACAUUGAAUGGCCAAAUGAAUGGCCUCUUGUAGUAAAAAGUCAAUUUAUUAACACAAUGGGCUCCCCGUUGCAAUUAAAACUUACGGAUAUUUGAUGGUAAAAAUCAUUAUGAAAGGAUAAAAAAAGGUAGAACGAAAAUAAUAAAUUUUAUAUUGCUUUUAUCUUGAUUUGUGUUUUUAUUGUGAAGAUAACUUAUCGAACAAUAAUAUAGAUAAACAAAUAUGUAUAAAAAUGUAAUAUAUAUUUUUAUAUUGACGUUUUAAUAAAAUGAUUUAUUUAAUGAUUGA